CUACUGAAUGACUAUAUUUUAAACUUUUCAAUAUUUUGUCAUCUGAUUUCGAAUGAAAAUUGACCUUUAAUUAUAUAGAUUAAAGAAAAAGCAAAUUUAUUAAACAUGUCAAAAAAAACAAAAAAAGGCAAGACGACAAUGCCAUUGACCGAUUUUCUUGGAUCGGGACCUAAACUUGUUACUGUUCGUGAAAGUACUUGGGCAGCUAUUGUUGAUGAAGAAGAAGAGAAGAAAAAACCAAUAGUUGUUGAUAUGAGUGGUUUACCAACAGCACCACGUUCUGCUGUCGAUAUUGAUUAUAGUACUUUACCAAAUAAUCCACCAUUUGUUGCACAUGUUGCUAAUUUAUCAUUUGAAAUUGAUGAUGAAAGUUUAAGACGAAUCUUUGCUGAUUUAAAUCCAAAAGUAGCUCGUAUUAUGCGAGAAGGUAAUCGUAGUCGAGGUGUUGGUUUAGUUGAAUUUGAUACCCGUGAAAAUUUAAUUGAAGCAUUGAAACGAACAGAUAAAGAAAUUUAUGGACGAAAAAUUCGUAUUAAUGUUUCUGAUAAAACAGAUUUUCAUCAAUCAGAUAGUAAUCGAUCACAUUUUGGUAAUCGAUCAAAUCGAACUGGAGAAGAACGUCCAGAAAUGGCUGAUAGAUGGAAAAGAGUUGAACGAAGAUCGGAUGAAAUAUCAGAUGAUCGAUCAGAUAUGGGACAUAAUCGUGAUAGAAAUAAUCAAGGACGAUCAAGUUAUACUAGUGGUUCUCGAGAUGGUCAACGUGGAAGUGAUUAUGGAUUUGGUUAUCCACGUGGAAGAGAUGAUCGUGGUGGAGGUGGUGGUCGUGAUCAUGAUCGACCAGGUCCACGUCGUUAUAAUAAUAAUAAUAAUAAUGAUGAUGAUAAUAAUCGAUCGAGUGGUGGUAUGGAUAGACCAAGAUAUGGUGGUCGAUACAGUGAUACACAUGAUACACGUGAACGAAUUCCAUCAACUGAUGAUACUCGAGAACCACCAAAAGAACGUCCACGUCUUCAACUUCAACCACGUACAAAGCCACUUCAAGAACUUCAACCAUUAUCUGCUUCAUCUUCAUCUGUGAAUAAUGUUGCUGCAACAUCCUCUCUAUCGAAUACAGAAAAUUCUCCGUCGAUGAAUGAUAGUAAUCCUGAUGAAUAUCAACAACAAGGAUCACAUGAACCAUCCGAAGCUGGAUCAUCUAUAGAACAAUCAACAGUUAAACCAUUAGCGCCAUCACGUGGUGCUGGUGCAUCGAUAUUUGGUGGUGCAAAACCAGUAGAUACAGCUGCUAAAGAACUUGAAAUAGAAAGAAAACUAAAAGAACUUCAAUUAGCUAAUAGUGAAACAGGAGAAGAACAUACUGAAAAAGUAUCAACAUCUAGGUCAUCAUAUAAUCAUGGUCAUGAUCGAGAUACUUACCAUGGUAAACGAUCAUCAUAUAAUGAUGAACAUCGUGAUCGACGUGAUGAUGGUCGAUCAGGACAUGGUUCAGAUUAUCAUCAUAAACGAGAAUAUAGUGGCGGUCGUCGAUAUGAAGAUGAUAGUCGAAGAUCUCAUAAUGAUGAUCAACAACGUCGUGAUCGAGAUCGUUAUACAAAUCCAUCUCGGCGUGAUCAUGAUACUGGUGGUCGUACUGGAAAAUAUAAUCAUCAUAAUCAAUCAGAUCGAGAUAAUUAUCGACCACGUGAUCGUGAUACAAAUGAACAUAAUACUCAACGACGAUCAUCUGAUGAUAAUUUCAAUAGUGAACCACAAUCUAAAACACAACCACGGUAG
Adineta steineri is the source of this 1773-nucleotide messenger RNA. NCBI's taxonomy places the organism in Eukaryota, Metazoa, Rotifera, Eurotatoria, Adinetida, Adinetidae. The record is from the annotation of a GenBank genome assembly.